This is a messenger RNA of Trichogramma pretiosum, 6888 nucleotides long. RefSeq names its product acetylcholinesterase-like. The record is from RefSeq and is a predicted model, not a curated record. Gene Ontology annotation, molecular function: acetylcholinesterase activity. The transcript has 9 exons. Gene Ontology annotation, cellular component: plasma membrane. Bases 1172 to 3373 code for a protein of 733 amino acids. Lineage: Eukaryota; Metazoa; Arthropoda; Insecta; Hymenoptera; Trichogrammatidae. Gene Ontology annotation, biological process: choline metabolic process; acetylcholine catabolic process.
GCGCAGUCCCCGCAAAAGUUGCUCUUGCUGCAGCAGAACCAGCAGCAGCAGUAGUAGCCGCAGCAACAGCAGCAGCAGCAGCAGCAGCUAAAAAGCCAGUGCGAAUCUAGUGUAGUAGUCAGUGCGGCCUGAACGGUAAGCCGGCCUACAUUCCUUCCGCUAACUUUUUUUGACACUCGUACAGCAGCAGCAGCGACUGCUGCUCGUCUCGCGUGUCAUCCCUCCUCGUUCGUACACACACGAAUACACACACACACACUCACGCACAUGCAUAUAUUUAUGCGUAUACACAUGUGGAAGCGUAUGUAUAUUCAUACAAUAUAUAAUCUAAAAUAAAAAUUACUCUACCCAAUAGUGUGGUGCUAAAACGUCAACAAAAAAAUACAAAAAAGUGUUGAUACCGCAAAGAGACGAUCACACCUAAGUUUUGCUAUAAAAUAAUUCAAAUACGCACUGAGUCAUGCGUGCACGCGUUUGAAUCGCGAUCAAUUUGUUCGUCGAAUUUUUGGUGCGACGAGAGUAAGUGUUGAAAGAAAAAAAAAAGAAUAAUUAGCUGAUACAACUGUAGCUUCGUUGCGUCGUUGCGUCUUCGUUGCAGCGACUGCAACGAAAAGCAACAGCAGCAGCAGCAGCAGCAGCAGCAGCAGCAACAGAAAAGGAGAAGAAAAAAUUGCGAUCGAUUGGUCCUUUUUGGAUUCGAUUAGAGCAGCAACAGCAGCCGUAGCAGCAUCACAGCAGCAUCGGCACACACGGGCACACACACACACACACACACAUACGCCAUUGCAUCGAGAGGAUGUUACUGAGCUGAUAGAGCUCGCUUUGUAUUGGCCUGCGCUAUCGCCGUAGUCGUCGUCUUUUUGCUGCAUCUUGCUCUCUGCUCUGGGGAGGAAAAGAAAAAAAAGUACAAGGAAAGAGAAGACGACGUAUCACGCACACAUACGUACACGCGAGCGCACGUACGCACACACCUGCUCGAGAGCCGCUAGUCGCAGAUCUGUAUACGGACAUAUCAAUUACCUAAUGACUUUGGUUCGGUCACGAUCCUGUUGAGUGGCACAUAUAGGCCGGGUGCGCUUGACAACGUGCGGCGCAGUCGAAGCAGUUUCUCUCCGGUGCAAGAGUCAUUAGUUCGCGGCUAGGAAGACUGUCAGCAGGCUGCGCGGUAAGAAUGUCGAGGCAUCGCCAGGGCAUCGAGCAGCAGCAGCAGCGGCGACAUCAUCCAACUUCACAAGCUGCACGAUGCAGCAGCACAGAACAUCGGCUCUGGCGACGCUGGUCCACCGCUCAGGCGCUCUGGCUCCUUCUGCUCGCCCUCGCGGGCGGCGCCCUCGGCUCGCCCUCGCAUCGAGGUAGACACCACGCGGCGACGGACUUCGACUUGCAGCAGCUGCAGCACCCGUUGCUGCCGGAGCCGGCCCUGCUGGUCAGCGGUAGCGGCAGUGGCAGCGGUGACGGGGCGGCGGCGGCGGCGGCGGCAGCCGAGGGGCCCGUUGCUCCACCGGCUGCCGCGGCCGGAGCCGUCCCGGCCACGUCGACGACCGAUCCGGGCCCGUCGCCCGCGGCCGAGCAGCUGCCCAGACCCGAGCACCUCGACAACGAGCCGCUCAUCGUCCAGACGAAGAAGGGACGCGUCAAGGGCAAGACCCUCAUCGCCAAAACGGGCAAGCAGGUCGACUCCUGGUUCGGUAUACCCUACGCACAGAAGCCAAUCGGUGACUUGAGGUUUAGACAUCCCAGGCCGCCGGACGCGUGGGAGGGCGUGCUGAACGCCACCAGUCCACCCAACAGCUGCGUACAAAUUCUCGACACGGUUUUCGGCGAUUUCGCCGGCGCCAUGAUGUGGAAUCCCAACACGCCUCUGAGCGAGGACUGCCUCUACGUGAACGUCGUCGUGCCGAGACCGAGGCCGACUAAUGCCGCUGUCAUGGUAUGGAUAUUCGGCGGUGGAUUCUAUUCGGGCACGGCGACGCUGGACGUGUACGAUCAUCGCACGCUGGUGAGCGAGGAGAACGUGAUCCUCGUGUCGAUGCAGUAUCGCGUGGCGAGCCUUGGCUUCCUGUACUUCGGCACGUCGGACGUGCCGGGCAACGCCGGCCUCUUCGACCAGCUGAUGGCGCUGCAGUGGGUGCGCGACAACAUCGCCGCGUUCGGCGGCAAUCCCGACAACGUCACGCUCUUCGGCGAAAGCGCCGGUGCCGUGUCCGUAUCCAUGCAUCUGCUCUCGCCACUGUCGAGGCCACUGUUCCAUCAAGCGAUAAUGCAGUCGGGCUCGGCGACGGCCCCCUGGGCCGUGAUAUCGCGCGAGGAGUCGAUAAUGCGCGGUCUGCGGCUCGCCGAGGCCGUGGGCUGUCCGCACGACAAGCGCCAGCUGCGCGAGGUCAUCAAUUGUCUCAUCACCAAGGACCCGGUCGAGCUCGUCAACAGCGAGUGGGGCACCCUCGGCAUCUGCGAGUUCCCCUUCGUGCCGGUCAUCGACGGCUCGUUCCUCGACGAGACGCCGGCGCGCUCCAUGUCCAGCGAGUCCUUCAAGAAGGCCAACAUACUCAUGGGCUCCAACACCGAGGAGGGCUUCUACUUCAUCAUCUACUAUCUCACCGAGCUGUUCAGGAUCGACGGCAAGGAGGACGUCAAGGUGUCGAGGGACGAGUUCGUGCGGGCGGUGAGCGAGCUCAAUCCCUACGUGAAUCAGAUCGGCCGCUACGCCAUCAUCUACGAGUACACGGACUGGCUCAAGCCCGACGAUCCCGACGCCAACAGGAACGCCCUCGAUAAGAUCGUGGGCGACUAUCACUUCACGUGUAACGUCAAUGAGUUCGCCACGAGGUACGCCGAGACUGGAAACAAAGUUUACAUGUACUACUACACGCAUAGGUCUGUGAAUAAUCCAUGGCCAAGGUGGACCGGGGUCAUGCACGCCGACGAAAUCAGCUAUAUCUUCGGCGAGCCCCUGGAUACGGCAAAAGGCUACACGCACGAGGAGAUCACAUUAUCCAAGAGGAUGAUGAGAUACUGGGCAAACUUUGCCAAAACUGGUGAUCCGAAUCUGGGCGACGAUGGCUCAUCCUGGACGGAGACGACUUGGCCGGUGCACACGGCCGAGAAGAAGGAGUAUCUGCAGCUCGACACGAACACGACGCAGAUUGGCUACGGGCCACGAUCGAAGCAGUGCGCCUUCUGGAAGAAAUAUCUGCCCCAGCUGCUUACUGCGACCGCGAAACUGGAAUCGAAGGACACGUGCAGCGGGGCGAGCAGCACGAGCGCGCUGGACGCGCGCGGCACCUGUCUGCUGCUCAUGUCGCUGGUGACGAUCGGCCUGAAGGCGCUGUCGGGCGCGUCGCAGCUCUGGCCCCACGCCCGGGGACCGGUCUAGCUCCCGGCCGGCGGCGGCGAGCGGCCGGCCUUUAACGCGACUAUCCCAGCUCCGACCGAAAACCGGCAACAAUGACAUAUCAACCAUAUUGAUGAGCAGCAGCAGCAGCGAGAGACGAGCAUCGGUGCGGAUUCGCAUUGAAAGAAGGACGACAAAAUAAUAAAAAAGAAGAAAAAAACGAUUGACACCACGCGUACAGACGCGCUCGCAGCACACAGUCACACAUAGUCACACGUGUAUACACGAACACACACAAACAAACACACAAACGAACACAGAUAAACGCUUCUACGUUGGCAGAUACAUAAAAAAAAAUACUUUUAACUCGUGGACACCAAGCUUUUUUCCAAGAUUUUUUAGAUAAAUUUCAAUAAAUCUUAUCGAUCUUACAAUUAGGUAAAUAUGAUUGAGACGAGUGAAAAGUUGCGUUUUUUAAAAAGAGGCGCACGAUGUCUGAGUGUGUAAAGCUUGUGCUAACUAUAUCAGAUUCAAUGAAUUGCUGUCCAAUUGGUCGAACUCUGUAGAAUAAUAACUUCGCCUCGAUUCAUUCAUGUCGCGAAUUACGUUUAAAAUGAAUCAAUAUACUUUACUCGUUUUUAUGAUUUUUAAGUGAUAUACGCAUAACUGUAAGCGUUUAUAAUUAUAAAGAAUAUAAAAAGUCCCGGCCGUUACCGUUGGCCGAGUAUGCGAAAAGCUCGAUAUAUUGUAACUUAGAUGCGAAACAAUAACAGCAGAAAAACGUGGAAAAGAAAAAACUGCAGACUUUCCGGUAUUUUUCAACGAGUAAUCGAGCUGUGUUGAAUUUCAUAGUCAACAUAAUUUAUACAGAAAUUAUUACACAUUAACGAAAUACGUUCGACUCUGUUCUCCAUCACUUUUACAACAACAAACAACAACAGAAGGGAAAAAAAGAAAAAGAUUUAAAAUCGAACAAAACUUUAGUGCGACUUAAUUAUUCGAGCGAACCUUCUCCGCAUUAUUCAUGUAAACAUUUAGUAUUUUUAGUAUAAUUUUUAAAAGAAGGAAACAGUCGUAGGGCCAAAAGUUAAUGAUAAUUAUACAUAAUUAUAAAUAUAAAAAAAAAUUAAUAAUAACAAUUAACAUUGGUAUAUCGAUAAACUAAAAGUAGAAAAAAAAGAUUGCCGAGUGUGUGUCCAGGUGACGACAACGAUGAUGACGACGACGACGGCAAUGACCGAAUUCUCGUGUAUAUCGUCUAAAAAAAUGUCUGCGACUCUCCUUUUCUGCAGCCGCAUUGGCUUUAAGCCUACACGGCAAAAGUAAUGUACGCAAGUACACGUGCUGAGUCAUAUUGCGCGUGUGUAUCUCAACAAACAGCUGCACACGUUCAUACAACGAAGCACUUCAUAAACAAACUCGCAUAUUGUAUGAAUGUAUUAAGACGAUAUAGUUGUAAUGUUGUGAGCUAAGAUAGUUUUUUAUUAUUGUUUUGUAUGUACAUAUUUCGUAUUUAAUACAUGAAAUAAGUAAAUGAAAAAAAACGAAAAAAAAAACAAUUACAAAAUGUAAUAAUGAUGCGUAUACAUAACAAUUGUAUGUACGCGAGAGUGCGAUCGCUAAGCUUCGCGCAUGAUCUAUAAUAUAAAUGUAUUUAUAAGUAAUAACGUAAAACGUAAUAUCACUGUAUUGGUAACAUAACGCGAAAGUAUAAGACUAUAUAAAUAUAAAUGUAUUACGUACGACUCGACAUUUUGGUAAUUUUCUUUCGAAUUCAUUUACACUUUGCAUGAUACACAGUUAGAUUGUCAUUGACGAGGAAAAAAAAUACAAAUUUUGCAGUUUCAAAGAACUAUUUGCGCAAAUAAGUAAGCGCUAUUUAAAAACUUUUCGUAAGCCUUCAUUCAUAUUUUAAGUUUGAAGUAAACGACGACUAAGAGGAUUAUUAACGUUUAAGUCAAAGAGAAAAUAAUCACUUAACUGGUAAUCAAGAAAAUAUUUCAUCCUACCACUAAUAACACAGUAUUGCCAUUAUUAUUAUGAAAAGAGUAAAAAACAAUAAUACGUUAUAUUAUCAUAGCUAAUGACAACUUGAGUGCUUCCGCGAGUGUUUUCUUUUUUUCUUUUUUAAGGGUAGAUUAGGGUUCUUCUUAAUAGAGCAAAAGAAAAGUAAUGAUAUAUGUUAUAAAUACAGAUAUUUAUGAAAUAUGGUAAAAAAGUAGUUCACAUUAAUGCAUUUCAUCUCUUUGUUUGCGAUGGCUGACAGAACGGUAAAAUUACUCGUAAAAAUACAUUUAUGAAAUUAAACUCAUGAAAUUAUAUUUAAAUUGAAGAUCAUUGAAAUUUCUUAGUUGCAAAAUAUCGGAUUUUGUGUUUUCGUUUAAUUUUAGAAUCUUUAAAUAAUUUGUUUGUUCGUUUGGCAUUUCUAUUUAUGAAAAUGUAAUAUUAUAUAAGCUAAUUGAAUAUGAAUACCGCAAGUCGCCAUCGUUGAAAACCGUUCGUGCUGCCUUACAUUCAAUUAUUAUAUAAUAAAUGUAUAAAAAUGUACUUGAAAAGUUUUAAAAGCUAAAGAGUCGUGACCUUUUUUUGCUACGAAUAAAUUGUCAUAAUUUAAAUAUGUUAUGAUUAUAAAGAUAUGUUUUUAAUGAGAAUUAUAAGGAUUUAUGGCGCGUUGACGAAUAUAUUAUGUUAUGAUAGAACAUAUUAUCGCAGUCUUUAUAUAAUAGCAUUAUUAUUAACUCUGUUCAGUAAAAUCUAAACAUGAUUUUGCAUCGUGCAUAAUCGACGACUUUCAAUUUAAAUGUCCAUUGAGCAUGCAUCAUUAUUAAGUACGAGGAAAGUUUUAUCCUGAUGCAAAAUUAUCGCGCUUUCGAAUUGAUUUUACGUUGUCAAUGCUAAGUACACUUUUAGAACCUGCGUGCAACUUCGAAUUAAUGUCGAAAAAGAAGAUGCGCGUAAAACAUUUUAGGCUAUAAUUAAAUUAGCUCAUAAACUGCGAAGAGAGGAUCAGUAACUAUGAACUAUAGCAAGUAAUGACGGGGCUGUUUGAAAUCAUAAUAAAAAAAGUUGGACCUAAAGGGAUGAAAUAAAAUUUAUCGUUCAAAGAAAAACGAGCUAUACCCAGCUCGUUUUAUCUAAAAGAGUAUUGAACAAGCAUGAAUACCAAAAUACCAAAAGUCACUAAGAAAAGAUUAAUACAUAAAUACUCAGUAUAGUAAGAAUAAAACGGCAAAUUGCUCUAAGCAAAAAAAUAUUAUAUAAUCAAGAAAAUGAAACGACAAAAAAUAAAUAAAAUCGUAUAAAUAAAUCAAUUUCGCUACUCUAUACAUAAAUAAAUAAUGAACAAAAAAAAUUAAAAAAUAAAUGCGUGAGUUUCCUUCUUUAUAGACAUAUCUUUAUGAAAUAGUACAAGCGAAGCUGAAAAAAAAGACAAUUUGUGUAACGUCAUAAUUUGAACAUAUAGAGCAAUUAUCAUUUGUCUCCUAUUGAUUUUUUAUUUUAUUUUAACGCUUAGCAUUUGCGAUAGAUUUUACAUUAUUUUACUAAUGCUCGUUGAA